Messenger RNA from Blumeria graminis f. sp. triticale, 189 nucleotides. Lineage: Eukaryota; Fungi; Ascomycota; Leotiomycetes; Helotiales; Erysiphaceae. The record is from the annotation of a GenBank genome assembly.
AUGAAAAGAGGGUUAGAUUGGAUAUAUUUGCCACUUAUGACAGGAGAGCAGUGGGGUAAUAUCGGAAUCCCCAAAUACAACUUCCGCGAUGCAUACCCAAGGAUACAUCGAUGCACACGAGAAGAAUGCGAGAUUUUCAACCCUGAGCUUUGUGGAGGAUUAUCAAACCAGCAUGGGAUUUUUGGUUGA